Messenger RNA from Penicillium longicatenatum, 1962 nucleotides. Its product is annotated as RNA-binding snoRNP assembly protein NAF1. The transcript has a single exon. Gene Ontology annotation, molecular function: RNA binding. Lineage: Eukaryota; Fungi; Ascomycota; Eurotiomycetes; Eurotiales; Aspergillaceae. The coding region runs from base 1 to 1962 and encodes 653 amino acids. Gene Ontology annotation, cellular component: sno(s)RNA-containing ribonucleoprotein complex. Gene Ontology annotation, biological process: pseudouridine synthesis; box H/ACA snoRNP assembly; ribosome biogenesis. The record is from RefSeq and is a predicted model, not a curated record.
AUGAGCGAUCACCAGAAUAUCUCCGAGGCUGCGGUCAGUGCCGGCCCUGCCUCGAACCAACCCGACACGAUCGAUACGCCGCCUGUCGCAAACGCUACUAUGGAUGCUGAAAUGUCAGUAGCAAGCUCAGCUACUGAGACUCCAGUCCAGUCCUCGACUUCUACUCCUAUGACCCCCAUGAUCCCAGGUCUUGGUCUUGUCAACGGCCCCAACGACCAGUCCACUGAGCAACCGGCACAGCCCACUAUGCCGACCACCGUCGAUCCAGAGUUAGAUGUCUCUGUGGUCAAGGACGCGACAGCUGAACCCUCGGUGACAAUGGAGGAAACCACCGAUGCUGUCAAAAAUGGACAAAUCGAGACUCUUGCCCGGCAGGAGCAAGCGGAGGGAGCCCACGAGGCGAUGGAGGUUGAUCAGAUGCCCGAGCUUAGCAGCACAGAGAAUGCAAAUGGAACUUCAGAAGCCCAGAUGGGAGAUGCGCAAGAAGAGGGGGAGGAAGAGCACCCUGAAUGGGAAGUUGACUCUUCCCCAUACGAGUCAUCAUCAGAUAGCUCCUCCGAUUCCGAUGACAGCGACGACGAAGACUACCCGAUCCUCACUCCCGAAGAACAGGCCCGGAUUCUAAUGAUGGCCGAAGGUGGCUCUGACGAUGAAGGCGAUGGCAAGGGCAAAUCCGGUGGCUAUAUUCGGUCUACCAACGAGGUUGCGGAGGACGUCUUGCCUAUCCCGGAUGUCACGAUCACUCCAGAGAUGAACAUUGUCUACCUAGGCAAAGUACAAGCAGCUAUCGAAAAUGCCGUCCUUGUCGAGGCCAACACCUCUGGAGAAUAUCAGGUCCUUGAGUCGGGGUCUUUGCUCUGUUCUGAGGAUCGCAAGAUCAUGGGUGUUGUGUCAGAAACCCUGGGCAGAGUUGAGCACCCGCUGUACACUGUGAUGUUCUCAACUGCCGCAGAAGUCCAGGAAAGAGGCUUGGUGAAGGAUAUGCCCAUCUACUAUGUCGAGUCACACUCUACUUUCGUCUUUACCCAACCGCUUAAGGGCCUGAAGGGCAGUGAUGCUUCAAACUUCCACGACGAGGAGGUCGCCGAGGAUGAGAUGGAGUUCUCUGAUGACGAGGCUGAGGCCGAUUACAAACGGCAGUUGAAGCAAAAGCGACAAGAGAGAAAGGACGCCAGAGAUGGCGGAAAGCCUAAGAGAGGACCCCCGGGACCCUCGAAACUGGGUCAAUCAGAACUUAACUAUGAUGAGGGAGGUGAAGAAGGCUACACACCUCUUGCUCGCCCGAAGAACCUCCACGAGAUGAUGGGCACCCACGAAGCACCCGUUGAGGGUAGUGGAUCUGGUUUCCGUGGAGGCAGAGGCCGUGGCCGAGGCACUGACCGCGGUCGGGGAGGUCGUGGCAGAGGAGGUGCUGGAAGAGGCGGAUCUCGGGAGCAAGACCAGGAUCGUCGGCCUCAACAACCGACUGGAGGCUCUUCUUACGGCCAGCCCGCACAAGCUCCUCAGCACCAGCAGGCUUCCUACGGCCAACCGGCGUACCCUCAACAGCAACAGCCUGCUUUCGGCAUGCCGCAGCCUUUCGCUGGGUACCAGCAAUUUGCUCAGCAAUACGCACAGCAGUAUGCGGCCCAGCAGCAACAAGCUCCUCAAGGCGCACCUACACAAUUCCCCUUCCAGUUCCCCUUCGCACAAGCUUUCCCUCAGCCGAACCCUUUCCAGCCUGGAAUUCCUGCGCAGGCACACAUAAACCCUCUCUUCUUGGCUGCUUUGCAGCAGCAACAGCAGCAACAACAAUACCAGCAACAGCAACAACAACAGCAACCGCAACAAUACCAGCAGCCCCAGCAAGCUCCUGCACAGGGUCAACAGCAGAACCCAGCUAUGAAUUUUGAUCAGGUCAAGGCCCAGUUGGAUAUUUUGCGGAACUUGAACAACGGCCAGCAGGGACCUCCACCUUCCUAA